This is a messenger RNA of Aspergillus melleus, 5570 nucleotides long. RefSeq lists its product as uncharacterized. Bases 242 to 2779 code for a protein of 845 amino acids. Gene Ontology annotation, molecular function: ATP-dependent H2AZ histone chaperone activity. The record is from RefSeq and is a predicted model, not a curated record. Gene Ontology annotation, biological process: chromatin remodeling. Lineage: Eukaryota; Fungi; Ascomycota; Eurotiomycetes; Eurotiales; Aspergillaceae. Gene Ontology annotation, cellular component: Swr1 complex. The transcript is spliced from 2 exons.
GUAGGAAGGAUGAAGGGAGAAAAGGACGAAGAUAAGAAAAAGUCCAGUGAUGUCAGGCGGAAGGGCCGCCUAACCGUUUUUAAUUUUCCCGCGUCUUUCUCGUUUCUUUUCUUUCCUUCUCUUCUUCAUCCUUCUUCCCCUCACAUCCCCUUUUUCCGCGUCCUCGAUCUUUCGCGCCUCCUUUGCGAGCGUCAUGAUUGACCGUCCUCCUUCCAUCGCUCGCUCUUAAUCGUUUCUCACCAUGGCCGAGAAACGCCGUUUGUCGGCACGCGAACGUCGCGAACCUGCGGCGAAGAGACGGGUCUCCGAAGCCGCGCCUGCAUCCCAGUCCUCGAAGAAAAAGGCCUCUAUCCCUACGGCAGCUCCCUCGCCCACCCCGGCUCCAGCCCCGGAACCCGAACCCGAAGUGGUUGAAAAACCGCUGCCAACGAAAAUCAAAGAUGGGGAAGGUCUCCCCACUCUGUCGUCGCCGCAGUCAGAGACCCUAUCCAACAAGGAAUAUCAGUCGAUCGCAGAAAGUGCGGUUCUUCUCGCCUCCCUAGAACGGUCUAAGAAGAAGUGGCUCAGCGAUGGAAUCUUGGUGCGAUACUGGACCAAACCCAAAAAGACGAAGAGGGAGCAAAUCGAAGGCAAGAAUCCGCCCAAGGAGUCCAUGUCGAAAGUUGGACCCUGCAACAUCGUGGUUGGCCCUCAUUUGUUCGAUGCCAUGCUCUACACCGUCAAAGACCCUAAUGCGCCUCCGCCGAUUCAAUACACGCCGCCUCAACGACCCAUGGUACACUAUGGUCAUCCGAAUAACUUCCAGCAGUACCAUCCCUAUCCCUCUCCCGCUCCGCCCCAGCAUGGACGACAGCACCUUCCUCAAACUCCCACGCAUGCACCGUCCCCUCAGCCGGGUCACCAACCAAACAGCCAUCCGCCUCCUCCGCCUCCGAAUCGAACACCUAACCACCCUACUCCCCGGCCGGCUCCGCCGCCGCCUGGGCCUGGCCCUCAAUCAGCACAGAGACCAUCCCCGUCCCAACAACCGCAGCCGCCGCAACCUGCGAAGCCUAGUCCGGAUCCGGUUAUCCAAAUGCUUGCCACCCGUGCCGCGUCAGACCCUGAUCUCAAGGCGUUGAUGAGGGUAGUCGCAUCGAGCAAAGCAUCACAAGAGCAGCUUCGCGCUUUCCAGGCCCACAUCGAUGAGUUGAAUGCCAUCAUCCGGGCAAGGGAGCAACAGCAGCAAAGGCAGCAACAGCAACUACAACAGUCAACCCCUGGUCAGUCUCAGGCAUCGCCUCGAACGCCGCAACCAACACCACAGCAGCAAGCGCCACAGCCCCAAUCAUCGCAAAGACCUCCGCAAUCAGCGCAGCAGAGUGGACAGCAGGCAGGUCCGCAACCACCGCAAAAUCCCCCGCUUCAACAGAAGCAAAGUACGCCGAAGUCGCAGCCGACACCAUCCCAAACGCAAGAUCAGUCAUAUCCACGAGUUGAAGUGCAAAUCCCUUCGCCUUCUUCAUCCAGGGUUACGCCAAGCAAAGUUCCUCCUCAAACGCCUAAUGCCCAGAAACCCGGUUCCACUCCGCAAGUGAAGCAAGAACCUGGGACGACAGGACAGCCUCUCAAUGUAGAGCCUAGCCCGGCGGUUCGUCCCAUGCCACCACCUCAACAAACUCCAGGAGCGGGCCCGCGAUCAGGACCGCAGCAUCCGUCUCAACAGCAUCAGCAGCAACAGCCUCACCAAGGCCAUCCACCUGCAAUCCAGUCCCGACCCCCGCAAUACGGUUCUCCAACUCCUUAUUAUCGCCCAGCGCCUCCGCCGCCGCCUCCACGGAUGAAUUUCAAGUCGGUUGUCUUUGAGUUCACUUCACCACUCACGCCGUAUGGAAGCAGUACCUCCGGACAUGCGGGAUCUGGUGAUCGAUAUUUGUUCCCUGAAUACACGAUCCUCGAAUGGCUUCCGGGAGGGAACACGGUGUUAGCAUCAUUCUUACUUGUGAAGAAGGUUGACCCGAACUUACCAUUCCCCAUUGAAACUGCACCGGACGCAGGAAACACACGGGCCAAAGGCAAAUCGGGGUCCCGGUCCAAGAAGUCUGACAAGAAGAAAGCCAAGGACAAAGAGAAAGAGGAGAAGGAGGAGAAGGAGGAGAAAGAGAAAGAGAAGGAUAAGAAGGAAGAAAGCAAGACAGCCGAAGAGAAGGACAAAAGCAACGCUCAACCUGCUAGCACUCCGCAAGAUCCGUCUUCGACAGAGUCCAAACAGCCCGCCACUGAAGGAGACAAAACAGCCGGUGAACAGAACCAACAAAAAGACCAAGCAAGCGCUACCCCCAGCAAAGCCGACUCUGGCAAACAACCAGCCAAAGAAAAGUCCGAAGAUGCAAAGGAUACCUCCAUUCUGAAAGAGUACUACCAACCCGUCACCUUCCGCAUCCACAGCACCAACCCCAAAGUUCUCGAGCCCCUGAACCGCGUCGUGAAACCGGCCGAUGAAGUUCGCAAGUACAUGAACGAGGUGAUGGAUCGCGCUGAGCGCGCUCCCGACGGUUUCCUCGCCUACCGCCUCCCUCGUGAAGAGAUCCCCGAGGAGCCCGAAGUAGAGGAGACCAAGAAAUCUGGUACUCCAGUUCCUGUUUCCACUGGACGAAAACCAUCUCGCGGCAAGGCUGCCGUUGAUGAGUCGGAUGUUGAGAACAGUGAGUUUGUCGAGGAGCCUGAUGAAGAAGAGGAAGAAGAAUUGAAGGACUUUUAUGGCGCGCCGACGGGCCUUUUACCCAUGGCUCCCAUGUAAUGUUACUGGGGGGAUAAAUAUUCUUAUAUACAUAUGCGUACAUGAAGCUUUUACUGCUGAGUUUGUUUAGCGUUGUCAUUAUUCCGGUGUUGGGCUACGGCUGUCACUACGAUAAUCACUAUUUACCUGUCUUCAGAGUUUGACUGCGAAAGAGAUGAGAUAGGUCAAUUAGAGAAGCCUGUAGUGCUUUCUCACACACUUCCUCAUGUACCACUCUGUAUUGUAGACUCAUAUCCAAGUACCCUAAAGGAUAACAGUACCUACUAGCACCCACAAAAAGCCAAAAGCCAAGAACGCCACAAGAUUAAAACCGAAGAACCGAGGAAGGGAGAGUCAAAACACCGAACCAGUCAGUCCAUGUCUUUCCAAACCCCAACAAAUCAAUGUCAUACCCCUUAGACACUUCCUCCCUGUCGACCCGUUCCGUCACCGAUCAGUCCCGCCGUCUCCAGUAGCCAUCGCGCGCUCUCAGCAGCGCUAUCGCCCGCCCCGGCCUUGAGAUUCAGAUUCCGUCUUCGUUCUGCCUCGCGGGCUUCGAACUCCCAUUUCGCUUGCUGUAGUUCCACGGCGCUCUGCCCUUGCUCGGAUGAUGCGGUCGUCGGGUCAGGGACCAGGCCCCAGAUCUCGAGAUUGUAAAUGUCGAUGUGGGUUUUGGUUGUGGUGCUGGUCUCUGUGGGAGACAAGGUAGCAGGCGGUAGGAAGACGCCGUUGUGCCCGACCGGGGACACGUAGAAGGUGGCGGUCUCGAGGCUGGUGUCGAUGGUUAGGCUACCUGCGCCGUGCGGUGAAGGAGGAAGCGGUUGGGUUCGCGAGGAAGGGGGAAUCUGACAGCCUAGGGCGAUGCCGGCGGCGGAGGAGAAGUAGGCUGUGGGCAUGUUGGGCUUUUGGAUGGAUGGGGAUGGGUUUCCUCGGAGGAUGAGGUGUUUGUGGGAAAGCUGGAAGAGGCAAGGCAGGGCUGUUGAGUCGGAGGGCUUGGAGGGGUACGAUGAAGGGGAUUUCCAGGGUUGAGGGAGGUAGGCGCCUAGUAGCACUGUACUAUCCUGCUCCGUUGAUCCGAUCACGGCACCUUCGAGAAGCAUGAGCGUGCCUGAUUGCCAGGUGAGUACGUUGUGUGAAAAGGAUGUCAGAGAGGAACCGUGUUCUGCCGUUGAAAAUACGGGGUGUAGGCGCAUGUUUCCGUGGAAGAAAUUCUUGUUGGAUACGGUAGAAGGCAGAAAGAAAGAGAGAUGAGAUACGAUGCUGGGGUUAAUGAUCACGGAUUUGAAGCUACCAGGGAGCAUGACAGAUUCCGGGGGUGGCGGCGUUGACUCUGAUAUCUCCUCGAGUGGCUCAGUCGCAGGAGGAUCGUCUGAAGAGCGCUUUUGGGACAGGUUCAGGUUUUUGCUAAACAGUAGAUGCUCGAACAAUGGCGUCAAUGGAUCAAAUAGGUAAGGGAAACAGUGGGUGAUGGUGUUGGCAAAGGUCUUAUAGCCAAUGCCCCCGGAUUCUUCCUGGGCGAAAGCCGAUAAGAUGUUAUCUGCUUCUUUCCGAACGCUCGUCAUGCGGCUUUCUGACAGAUCAGACGUAUACGUUCGCACAGGCUGAAGUGUCUUCAGCGGCGAUAUCACAAGGAGCAUCAUCAGGAGCCGCCGGAAGGUUGCAACAGAAAUGCGGGCUUCGUAGACAGCCUUGUCAAUGCGGGAGUCAUGCCUGAAGACCUCAAUAGCAUCCAAGGAUUCGAGAGCCGCGAGCGCGAGAUCGUCGUCGUCCUCUUCCUCGUAGCUGUCAUUGACCGGUUCAUCGAUAGAGAAUCCUUGCGCAUAGGUUUUAACAGAGGGAUCGUCAUUCUUAUUGUCAUCCGUGUUCUCCUCAGUUGUCGGCUUAUCAAGAUCUUUCCGCCCAACAUCGGCAAGACUGCCAAAUAGCAACCUGAUUCUGUCUUUGCGUGCCCGACGCAAGACCUUGCCAUAUCGCUCUGUCAGUAGCACAACUACUUUGACCAUGGCCUCGAAUGUCAGAACGCUAGGGGCCAGCGUGUUCUGGAAGGGGAAUGCUCCCAGGUACGACACCAUGCGGAAGAUCACAGGGCCCGCAUCCAGCGGACAGUCGGCAUCGCUGCUGUCUGGAAUACCCAGGAAGUCCGAGAGGAUCUUCUCAUUCCAGUACUUCAUGCCACCCUGGUCUAUGGCACGGGUGAAGAAGUUGUCUUUGAAAUGGGUUAGUUCCAAAGGGGUGAAGCAUUUUGUGGCGAAACGCUCAGCGAGUAUAUAGCUCAGCUCCUCUGUUUGAUUAUUAGUAUAUAUGACUAGUCGGAUGAGGUUUCUCUUUGAAAGUAUUUGAUGGCCGAAGGCAGCCUUCCCGUGUACCAAAAUGAAGGGAUAAAGUACUAACCUGGCGAGGAGGUCUGGCCGUGAUUUUCAGUCGAUGAACCUACCCCCAUUGUGUAUACUGGAGCGAAUGCAAUUAAUCGGGCGUGAUGAUCGUCCGAAAUGAGUCAAAAGGCCUAGAAUGAACGGCUGAAUUGAUGCAUAUAUGUCACGACGGAUGGCCCCAUAAACAGAGUGACCCGGUUGUCAUUAGGAUGUUUAUAAGGAUCUAUAGGACGAGGAUGAGACGAGGAAUGAUAAAGAUACUAUCCACAGCGCGAGGUGCUGGUCAUACAGUCGAAGAAUACAUCAAGUCGAGUCAGGCAACCCGCAAGGGGAGAGAUGUUGACAUGAGACGGUCUGGAAGCGAGGGAGACGAAGACGUCACGGAUGCGGAAACAUGACAGCCUUGGCGCCUGGGGCAGACCCGGCUAUUUUGGGACUUU